AUGUCCGACGAAAACCAUAGGUCAGAGGUUGACUUCUGUACCCUGGGAAUGUUUAUUAUAGAUGACAUUGAGUUCAAGCCUCCUACUCCGUCAGUAUAUGGGAUCAUAGGAGGGGCAGGAUCUUUCGCAAUCGUAGGAGCUCGUAUAGUUGCUGGGAAAGAGCAUGGAAAGGCCGUGAGUUGGAUAGUGGAUACCGGGUCUGACUUUCCUGAAGACAUGAUGGACACGAUCUUAUCAUGGAAUACGGGUUGUGCGAUUCGGGAGGACAAGGAUAGACUGACUACAAGAGCAUGGAAUGGAUACGGCGAAAAUGAGAAGAGAGACUUCAAAUACCUAACACCUAAAAAACGCCUGGAGCCUUACAUGCUGUCCGAUGCUCAACUUUUGUCAAAGACAUUUCAUAUGGUGUGUUCAUCUGAACGAUGUAUUCACAUCGUCCAGGAGAUUCUCCACCGGCGAGAGUUAGCUUCCUCGAAUCAGUCUGCACGGCCUAUCUUUGUUUGGGAACCGGUUCCUGACCUAUGCGCUCCCGAAGAACAAGAGAAGUUUCUUACCGCCUGUCGAGUUGUCGACCUGGUAAGCCCUAAUGAACUGGAACUGGGCAUGAUGUUUGGACGUCCUGGAUGGAAAGAAACCAACGAGAUUGACCGAGAACUGGUCCAAAAGAUUCUACAAUCCGGCAUUGGUCCGGAAAAUAAAGGGGCGCUAGUUAUCAGAGCAGGUAAAGACGGUAGCUACAGUUACUCAAAAGGUCAAAAGGGAUUGUGGCUUCCAGCAUAUCACCAACCUCGACCAGACCAAAAAUCGAAAGUCGUCGAUCCUACUGGCGCUGGAAACUCUUUCCUUGGUGCGCUAGCCCAGGGUAUGAUCAGCAAUGACCGGGAGCCCGGCCGCAUUAUGGACGAUAUACUCUCAAAGUCAGAUGAGUGGGAUAAGAUCAAAGCCAGAUGGGGCAACAACGGCCAAAUUCCUCAAGCUCUUAUCUGCGCUACCGUCACAGCGGGGUUUGUUGUAGAGCAGAUCGGAGUGCCUACAAUUUCAACAACGGCUGAUGGACGUGAAACUUGGAACGGAACUGAAUUCAAUGAACGACUCCGUAAUUAUACACAGUGGUUAUGCGAAACUUUUGAACAAUUUCCGCAAGACCAUGAAUGGGUGAUAGAUUAA
Messenger RNA from Talaromyces stipitatus ATCC 10500, 1167 nucleotides. Its product is annotated as PfkB family carbohydrate kinase (Mak32), putative. The coding region runs from base 1 to 1167 and encodes 388 amino acids. The record is from RefSeq and is a predicted model, not a curated record. NCBI's taxonomy places the organism in Eukaryota, Fungi, Ascomycota, Eurotiomycetes, Eurotiales, Trichocomaceae. The transcript has 3 exons.